UCCCCCCUCUGCGUGCAGUCUGUGUGCUGUAGCCCUGCUGUGCAUUGCUCUCAGCCCUCUGUUGGAGCAUCAAAAGGAGGAGGAGCCAAAACAGCAGACACACAUACUCAGGCACUCACACUCUGACAUCUAGCAUCAUCUCUUCUGCACACUCACUGUAAGCACCAGCAAGCCAGGCCCGUUUGGAACAGGGGAUCCCAGCCGUCUUGUCCCGCAAUGGAUGUACUGAUGAAGGGGUUCUCCAUGGCCAAGGAGGGGGUGGUGGCCGCUGCAGAGAAGACCAAAGCAGGCAUGGAAGAGGCAGCAGCUAAGACUAAAGAAGGGGUGAUGUAUGUAGGCAGCAAGACAAAGGAGGGAGUUGUGUCAUCAGUAAACACAGUGGCCAACAGGACUGUGGAUCAGGCCAACAUCGUUGGAGACACAGCGGUUGCCGGGGCCAACGAGGUAUCACAGGCGUCCGUGGAGGGCGUGGAGAACAUCGCUGCCUCAACCGGAAUGGUCAGCCAGGAGGAGCCUGUAUACGAGGGAGAGUAUGGAAUGGAACAGGGUGGGGAAGGAGGAGAGGGAUAUUAGUCAUUUUCAGGACCCUCCAGCAGCCCCUCGCCUUCCUCGCCUCGCUGUACCAGACUCCAGAUGUCCAACAUAUUUUUUUGUGACUUUAUGGAACCAAAAUCAACUAAAACAGACUCUUCCGGAUGCUGCACCUCAGCCCCUUCUCCCUGAUGCCUCCCCCCCUACUCCCAGUUACAUCCAGCCUGCCACCUGCCUCAGCUUCUUUCCUCUAAUUUUCUGCAGCUUGCAGCUUUCCCUCCACUGCCGCUGUUCCCGCUCCUCACCUGUGUGUUAUUGUCUUCCCUGCUAUGAACCCCGGUGUUGUUGCCACCCCACGCCUGCCAACUCAUAGAGAAAUCUCACACACAAACAAACACGCUCACACAAAUAAAAAGACAAACCUUACUUAACCGCAGGCAUGAAACACCCACAUACAGUACAUACUAUAAAUGCCAGCACCGACCACACAAUGGGCAACUGAGUGACAACUUGCGAUUUAAGUCUUGAGGUGUACAGAGAACCUGCUCUUCAUGAAAAACAAGAAGUCAUUGUAUGCUUGAGGAGGGCUUGACAAGGUGUGUCCAUGUUAGCUUGUGUGCAUGUGUAGCUGCUGGCGUUCAGAAUAAACCUCCAGGAGCUCGUGCAGGGAAUCGUGAACGGGGACAGAUAUCAAUCUGUUAAAUGUGCAGUAGUUAGUUACAGUAGACUGCAUGAGCAGAUGUUCUGUGUUGUUAACCAUAGAGUAGCAGCUGUUCUGUGUCGCUUUGUAUGGCUUAGUGUGUUCUGUGCCUCAGCAUUUAGAAACAGUAGAAGUGAUACACGCUGCUCAUUUAUUUUAGCUGUCAGAUGGAAAACGUGAUGUGAUGCAUGAAAAAGUAAAGGGACACUUUUAAAUCUUCAUAAUGUUAAACAUUUGUGGCUGGAAAGUUUGGCAGAAGCGUUUAACAAUCAAUGGUUUAAUGAGAUUUAGGUGAGAGGGGAGCUUUCCUGAAAACACCCAGAUUCUGAUCAUUAAAUAAGUAGAUUUGGAGUUUCUGAUAAUGAAUUUCUGAUUUGCACCAACCAGCCAUCUUUUGUUCUGUUUUUGCUAAAUAUAAUGGUUAAAGGUUAAAGUUGACCUUUUAAAUAUUAAAUAUCACCUCACUGAAUUAUCUUACACUCACGUGAGGAAUUUUGUCACCCAAAAACUUUUAUUGCUUUGCUUUUUUUUUUAUUAUUGUAAUGUCAAGGUUACUUGUAAGCACCAACCUUGACUCACUUUGACUUAAAGUCCAAGUUACUGUUGAGUCAAAGGAUGAAGAAGUUACCCCAAAGUCACCCUGAAUGCAAUGUUGCCAGAUAAAAAUUAGCUGGCAUAUUUGAUAGGCACCUUUGUCUCCAAACACAGAUAACUUUAUUUUAGUCUCUACUGGAGAUCACAAAGUUUAAAUAUUCUAUGCAAACUAUUAAGUGGAGCUUUCACAAAAAGAGAGAACAUGAUCAGCAUUUAUGGUUUGCAUGUCAAGCAGAGACACAAUCAGAAGAGACAUUUUUCUGUUAAUCAGAAUUAUUUGAUUAAAUAGUCAUUUACUCCUCAGUGUGAUGAGUUUAAGGGAAUGUGAAAGCAGCAUAUGUGGGUGUUUUAAGGAUACAUGAAGUCUGUCUUAGCCAAUCAGACGCCUCCUUUCUCUUGUCACUCAGUGUCAUGCCACUUUUCAGUGCUAUUCUGCCCAGCACCAGGGUGUGUGUCCGUAUGUGCCGUGUAUGUGCGUGCUUGUGUGUGUUAUCGUAAAACAGGUUCAGCCAGCAAAGUGUGCGUGUGUGUUUGUCUUGAACAAGUUUGUGUGUUUUUAUUUUUUGAGGCCAAUGGAAACUGAUGACUGCAUGUUGCCUUAUCAAGCAAUGUCACAUUCGCUCACACAGACAACACACUACACCAAACACACAUACUUAACAUAAACGCAGCGCUCGCUCUAAACACACAAACACAAAUGCACCAACACAAAUCACGCACCGUGUUUAAGUUGGCAUCAAAUCAGACUCGCUGAUUUUAUAAACUGUACUAGUGAAAAUAAAGAGGUUUUGUUGAAAUCCA
This is a messenger RNA of Melanotaenia boesemani (Boeseman's rainbowfish), 2626 nucleotides long. RefSeq names its product synuclein, gamma b (breast cancer-specific protein 1) (gene sncgb). Gene Ontology annotation, cellular component: axon terminus; neuronal cell body; cytoplasm. The coding region runs from base 217 to 573 and encodes 118 amino acids. Gene Ontology annotation, molecular function: cuprous ion binding. The record is from RefSeq and is a predicted model, not a curated record. Gene Ontology annotation, biological process: synapse organization; chemical synaptic transmission; synaptic vesicle endocytosis. Lineage: Eukaryota; Metazoa; Chordata; Actinopteri; Atheriniformes; Melanotaeniidae. The transcript has 6 exons.